Molecule: messenger RNA, 972 nt
Organism: Topomyia yanbarensis
Lineage: Eukaryota; Metazoa; Arthropoda; Insecta; Diptera; Culicidae
Product: histone H1-like
Exons: 3
Coding region: 1-972 (323 amino acids)
Biological process (GO): nucleosome assembly
Cellular component (GO): nucleosome
Molecular function (GO): protein heterodimerization activity; DNA binding; structural constituent of chromatin
Source: RefSeq, a predicted model, not a curated record
AUGUCUGCACGCGGUAAAGGAGGAAAAGUGAAGGGAAAGCCAAAAUCCCGCUCAGUUCGUGCCGGUCUCCAGUUCCCUGUUGGCCGAAUUCACCGUCUGCUGAGGAAGGGAAAUUAUGCUGAACGUGUCGGUGCCGGAGCACCCGUCUACUUGGCAGCUGUAAUGGAAUAUCUUGCCGCCGAAGUACUGGAGCUGGCAGGAAACGCUGCCCGCGAUAACAAAAAGACCAGAAUCAUCCCCCGUCAUCUGCAACUUGCAUCAUCGUGCAUCCAUCAACUCGUCGUCUACAACUGUGUGUGGAAGAAAACCAAACCAAACGAACGCGCAAUGGCUGAAACUGCUAUCGACGUUGCUGCCACGGCCCCUGCCGUCGUCGCCUCUCCGCCAGCUGCCAAAGCACCACCGAAGCAGGCGGCCAAGGCUAGCAAGAGUGACGCCAAGAAACCGAAAAAAUCUUCAACCCAUCCACCAGUGAGUGAGAUGGUUCUGGCUGCCAUCCGGACCCUGAAGGAACGGAGCGGAUCAUCACUGCAGGCGAUCAAAAAGUACAUCGCCGUCAACUACAUGUGUGACGUCGCCAGGCUGGCUCCGUUUAUCCGGAAGGCUUUGAAAACGGGUGUCGAGAAGGGAAACAUCACCCAGACCAAGGGUACCGGUGCUUCCGGAUCGUUUAAGGUGACGGUCGAAGCAAAGAAACCGGCUGGCGAUAAGAAACCACCAUCGGGUGCAGCGAAAAAACCGAAGAAAUCGGCUACUAAAUCCGGGGAGAAGAAAAAUCCGCCGGCUGGUGGUGGUGAGAAGACCAGCAAGCCCAAGGCGGCGAUCGCGGCCGCUAAGAAAUCGGCUACGAAGAAAGCGAAAGCUGCUGCCCCUGCAAAGGCGGUAACGGCUGCCACUAAACAGAAAGCCACCAAACCAUCGAAGCUUGAGCAGCACACCCGCAUUCAACUGGCCCGCCGAUUGGCAAGAUAA